Messenger RNA from Aspergillus fischeri NRRL 181, 294 nucleotides. RefSeq lists its product as uncharacterized. Bases 1 to 294 code for a protein of 97 amino acids. NCBI's taxonomy places the organism in Eukaryota, Fungi, Ascomycota, Eurotiomycetes, Eurotiales, Aspergillaceae. The transcript is spliced from 2 exons. The record is from RefSeq and is a predicted model, not a curated record.
AUGGUCAAGAUUGCCCUUCUCCCUCUCGCUCUUCUUGCUGCACUGGCUCCCUUUGCCGCCGCAAGGAACUGCAAGACUGGGCUGAACUACUGUGGUUGGAACCUCUUGAACAUUGGCAAGUACGGAGCCCAGGUCAAUGGCGCCCUCGAGGCUGCCCACCAGCCCACAGACGACGGCCACAUCCGUGAAUCCCUCUUCCACUGCAAUGGUGGCGACAAUGGCGAUAUCUCCUUCAUCAAAUACUGCGGUGGUGGCUGCAAAGAUGGCGGCAAUGACCGCAGCGACUAUUGCUAG